AUGACGAGAAUUCUGCGACCGGUAGCCGAGUUGGCAUCAAGACACAAUCAUUCCAUCAACCACUACCACUCCAUCAAACUCACCAACCCCCCCACAACUCCACCAAAUCACCACUCUACCCACCAACCUCACCACUCCACCAACCCCCACCACUCCACCAACCUCCACCAUUCCACCAACCUCCACCAAAUCCACCACUCUAAACUCACCAAACCUCCACCACUCCACAACCCCCCACCACUCCACCAACCUCCACCACUCCACCAACCCCACCACUCCACCAAACCACUCCAACCUCCACCACUCCACACCUCCACUCCACCAUCUACACACACCAACCUCCCACCACUCUUCAAACCCCACCACUCCACCACACCACCAACCUCCACCACUCCACCAACCUCCACCAAAUCCACCACUCUAACACUCCACCAACCUCCACCACUCCUUCAAACCUCCACCACUCCACCACACCACCAACCUCCACCCACAAUCCACCACUCAAACACUCUCAACCAUCCCACUCCAACCAACCUCCACCACUCUUCACCACUCCACCACCCAAUCCCCACUCCACCACCUCCACCAAAUCCACCACUCUAA
Messenger RNA from Penaeus vannamei (Pacific white shrimp), 603 nucleotides. The record is from RefSeq and is a predicted model, not a curated record. NCBI's taxonomy places the organism in Eukaryota, Metazoa, Arthropoda, Malacostraca, Decapoda, Penaeidae.